AUGUCACCGAUACUCCACAUUCUCCACUCGCAGCUUUUUGUGUCUCUGCCUUACCCCAACUUUGAUUUCUCCAACCAGACAUGCAUCGUGACAGGAAGUAACUCUGGAAUUGGACUCGAAGCCGCAAAGCACUUGGUGCGGUUGAACGCGGCACGUGUUAUACUCGCGGUGAGAAACGUUACUCGGGGAGAAGAAGCCAAAGAAUGGAUUGAAACCGAAACCGGUCGUAAAGAUGUCGUUGAAGUAUGGCAUCUGGACUUGAGCAGCUAUGAAUCGGUCAAACAGUUUGCUCAUCACGCUUCCAACAAUCUGGAUCGAUGGGACUGUCUGUUGGAGAAUGCUGGAACUGGCAGUUUUACCUACCAGACCGCUGAGGACAACGAGUCAACUAUCACCAUUAACGUUGUGAGCACUUUUCUAUUGGCCAUAUUGAUGCUGCCCCUACUCCGCAAGACCGCCAAGAUUUUCAACACUCAGCCGCGUUUGUCAUUUGUGGUGUCCGACGUGCAUGCCAUGGCAAAUUUCCCCGAGCGCAAUAACCCAAACAUCUUCGCCAGCCUCAAUGCGGAUAGAAGUUCAGCUGCAUUACGUCGACGUUAUGCGGUCUCCAAGUUACUGGAAGUCUUACUCACUCGAGAAUUGGCGUCCAGAGUCAGUCAAUUCUGUUCUGACAACGGCAGCCAGCACGACAUUAUUGUCAACUGUGUUAACCAGGGCUUCUGCAAGACUAACUUGGGUGAUAAGGGACCCUGGAUUGGACGAAUUCUUCGCAGUAUUUUGGCCAUGUUUCUCGCACGAACGGCUGAAGAAGGUAGCCGCACGCUCGUCUUUGCAGCUGCAGCAUCAACAGACACACAUGGAAAAUAUCUUAGUGACUGUCGCAUAGAAAAGCCAUCGACUUUUGUCUUGAGCAAAGAAGGGCGUAAGACUCAAUCAAAAUUAUGGGAUGAAUUAAUGACAAAACUGGGAGCCAUCUCAUCUGAAAUCUCUCACAUUGUACAGCCAUAG
This is a messenger RNA of Rasamsonia emersonii CBS 393.64, 1008 nucleotides long. RefSeq lists its product as uncharacterized. NCBI's taxonomy places the organism in Eukaryota, Fungi, Ascomycota, Eurotiomycetes, Eurotiales, Trichocomaceae. The coding region runs from base 1 to 1008 and encodes 335 amino acids. The transcript has 2 exons. The record is from RefSeq and is a predicted model, not a curated record.